GUAAUUUGUGCUUUUAUUUUGAAAAAGAAAAAAACGAACGUACCGGAAAAGAUUCCUCAUAGGUGCGGAUGCAAAGAUGGCGGAAGAAGAAAGCCAGUUUGAAGAAUUUGAGCAAAUAGACUUUUUAAGAGAUAGACAUGUACGAUUCUUUCAGAGAACGCUUCAAGUAUUACCUGAAAGAUACGCCUCCCUGGAAACAACCAGGUUGACCAUUAUAUUUUUUGCCCUUUCUGGUCUGGAUGUGCUUGACGCCCUGGAUAUGAUCGAUAGGAACAUGAUGAUUGAGUGGAUUUAUUCGCUACAGGUUCUACCCACAGAGGACCAAUCAAACCUAAGUCGCUGUGGGUUUCGAGGAUCGUCACAUAUUGGAAUUCCUUACACAACAAAGGGCCCAGGGGUGCUCCAUCCAUAUGACAGUGGCCAUGUGGCCAUGACCUACACUGGCCUGUGCUCACUGCUGAUACUGGGAGACGACCUGAGCCGAGUAAAUAAGCAGGCCUGUCUAGCUGGUCUCAGAGCACUGCAGCUAGAGGACGGCAGUUUCUAUGCAGUACCAGAGGGAAGUGAAAAUGACAUACGCUUUAUCUACUGUGCAGCUAGCAUCUGUUACAUGCUGGAUGACUGGUCAGGAAUGGACAUCCAGAAAGCCAUCGACUACAUUAGAGGAAGUUUGUCAUACGACAACGGGUUUGGCCAAGGAGCUGGUCGGGAGUCACAUGGUGGGUGGACAUACUGCGCCAUUGCAUCCCUGUGUCUGAUGGGCCGACUAGAAGAGGCUCUGAGUCAGAGGGAGCUGGACCGGAUCAGGCGCUGGUGCAUCAUGAGACAGCAGAGUGGUUUCCACGGACGACCCAACAAACCUGUAGACACAUGCUAUUCCUUUUGGGUGGGAGCCACAUUAGAGUUGUUAGACGUAUUCCAGUACACAAACUUUGACAGGAACAGGAGCUUCAUCUUGUCCACGCAGGAUCGACUGGUCGGAGGCUUUGCCAAGUGGCCGGACAGCCAUCCAGACCCUCUUCAUGCCUACUUAGGUCUCUGUGGCCUGUCUCUGAUCGGCGAGCCCAGUCUGAGGAAGGUCCACCCAGCUCUUAACAUCACCCAGAGAGCCUUUCAGCACCUCCAGCAGCUGCAGCAGACAUGGAGGGACAGCAGUGGCAGCUGCCUCAGACAGCACUGACAGCAGGAGGACCUACAGCUCUGGUUCAGUAACCGGGAACGUCUUCCUGUAGUCAGUCAAAGGUUAACUGGAAUCGCUGUGUUGAAGACAUUUGAUGGCUCAUUCAAGAGGCCUCCUCAUUUCAGGAUCAGGAAGGUUUUAAGCCUCCAGUGAAGUCCAUCGAAAAGGACUUAGAGUUAAAUAAUAUAAGCCACACUUGUUUUGCUGCCUUUUACUAGUAAACAAUAGUAAAUAAUUUUGCGUUGGGGUUUGACAAAAUGAAAUAAUGUGCCAGAAAGUCAAAUUUGAGUCACUGGAGACUUGAACAAAUUCCACUCGACUCAAUUUUGCAACAUUUUCAUUAAACAAUGACAUUUUCGGAGCUGCUCCUACUGCUGCUUUUUAGCCUCAUCAUAAUCUACAACAUACUCUGCUGUAAACUCUCCUAGCCAAGGAUGAACAACACUGACUCACUUCACGUGGACAGAAGGCAGCAUCCUCCAAAACAGCGUAACUCACUCUCUGAAGGGAGGACCCCAAGGUGGGCUUAGAGAACAUCAAAGUGAAGGGAAUGGUUUUGGAUUAACUCCUGGCUUCAGUAGCUGGAGGUUUUUGAGUGCUCUAAUUUUUUUUUUUUUUUUUUUGCCAAUCUAGAAGCUGUACUUUUGCCAUUGCUGAAUAAUGAUAUGCCUUUUUUUUUUUUUUUUUUUUAGAAAAAGUAAAUAAAUUAGCAAAUUGAUUUUCAUUUUGGUUCACCAAUACAAAUAUUUAUAUAUCUAUUGGAAAAAUAUUCAUGCUUUUGAAGAUCAGUACCCCAUGGUCUUUAGAAGAAUCACUCUAGACGGCACUGUGCUCCAUAUGUCUGAUAUUUUUCAGCCUGUCUACCUUUCUAAUAUUUCAAUCCCUGCACUGCUGUUGAACUUCUUCAAAGCCUUGAGCUCUCUAGUCCCAAAGGUGAGAGCAGCCUGGCAAUUUUACUCUCCUGAGUCUCUCACUUCAGCCUCCUCCAGCUUCACCACUGCAGGCUUUGUUUAGUGAUUUAAAGAGAUGAAAACCACAAGCUGAGGUAAAAUUCACACAGAGCCAACAACCACCUUAAGGGGCACAUCUAUGGAGGAAGUCAAAACGGAUUAAAAACGAGCCCUUAUCUCUGCAAGUCACAGAAAAUAUUAUUUAUUCUCUAUAAUUGUCCUAAGGCUGAGAGAAGCAACAACUGAGCUACUUAAGGAGAGAACACAGGGCACUGGCCAGCCCCAAAUCAAUAGAAGACAGAGGAGACUGUGGCAUCAUAACUGAUGAAACACAUUCCUUUUUCAACAGCAGAUGGUAUCGAUGUGUUAUUUUCGGAACACAAAGGAGGCAGGGCGAAAACAAAGAACAAUGCACACGAGCAGAAGCCGCCACUGAGAGUCAAAUGACAGAAUCGUUUGUCCUGGUUAUUCUCUGAAAUGUUCAUUUUACACAAGACUUGACUCGAACAGUCUUUGUAACCCGACCGUCUGACCCUCCAGGAGCAUCUACACGGAGCUCACAGGCGCUAAAAGCCUCUUUCCAGCAGCUAGAAGUGAUAGUUUUCAUUUCUAAAUGGAUUCACUUGAGUUUUUAAUUAAACGCUGCCUGCUUUCUUUGCUUUGUCUUUCCCGGAUGCCCGGCUAUCACCAUUUACAGUUUCAUGGAUUCGCUCCCAUCGAAGCCACACCCUUUCAUAUUCAGACACCUGCUCACUGAGCGAGGAUGAGACAAUAUCACAGCAGGUGGGAAAUACAAGGAACAGCCUGCAACAUGUGACCUGCAGGAGUCUGCCGUCUCGUUCACACUGCGCAUGUGUGGCCAUGGAAUCGCCAGGGUGUGAAAAUACUGCUGCCUUCCAAUUUUCUUUCUGCCACCUUAAAAUGAAGCCGUACCUGGUCUUGCCUCCGUUCCCGCCAAGCUGUCCUCCUUUUCAGAAUUAGAAACCAGACCAGGCCGACACAGGAUAGGAGAGGUGAAUAAAUAAAACAUAAAAGGCAUCUAUUAUUCAAAGUAAACUGACGGUGGCUGCAAUCUCCCCCAGUGUUUUUAACCCUGUUUUGGUGCAAGAACAUUUGUUUUUGUUGUGGGUUUUUUUUGCCAAAUGCCGCUUGUAUAUCUGUAUUUUCUAUCACUUUUUUUGCCUGAGACAUUAAUGUUUGCUCUAGUGAUUUCCUUUCUCUACUCUUCCAUCAAAUUGUGUCUAUUACCACUAUCGCACCUUUUCCUUUUGUAUCCUCAUAAAUUGUUCAUAGUAAUUUUACAUUAGGGAAAUUGUAAGUAUUAUUUUUAUUAUUUUAAGUGGGAGCACAAAGCCUGUUGUAAAAUACAGAUGGGUGAUAAAUUUAAGGAAAAUCCUGAUGGGAGUGGUCUCCUCCAGGAUAACAAUGCCCCCAUCCAUAAAGCAUGACCCACUGAAUGGUCUGAUGAGUAUGAAAAUGGAGUGAAAACUCUGUGGCCUUUCAGUCACCAGAUCUCAGCCCAGCUUUGUGCACCUAUUAGACUGUGAUAACCCUCAAUUGAGGGGGUGGUGUUCAGCCUCAUGUUGGGUCAACCCCAUACUAAGACACUUUAUGUUUUCCUUUAAUUUGUCCCUCAUUUCUAUGUGUAUUUUGUUUGACUUGCGUUAAAUACGAGUGGUUUUGGGUCUAAGACACUGCAGGAAAAGAACUGCUGCUGCUGCACUGUGGAGCCUGAUCAAUUGGAAUUGAGUUAGUUUGUCUCUCAUGCAUCUUCAGAAGUGACAUGUACAUCUUAGAGCUUCCCACCAUGUCAAGCAGCAAAACCACUCCCUCAAACUUAACAUGUGCCUCACAUAGAUUAGCAUUAUUUUGGGUCACUGCACAUUUAUUUGUUAUAUAUGUCUUCUGAUUGCAUCUACAGCUAAAAUUGGGCUCUGCUAGUUUAGGUUUAUUUUAAGGCCUUCUAAUAGAGGGAUGGUGUUUUCCAAAUCUGCAUUUCUUCUGUAAACCCCCUCCACCCCCACCACCCUGCUUUAGCAAGCCCACUUAUUAAAUCAGACCUAAGCUGCCUGGUAGAAUUCAUUUUAAUAGAAUCGGGCUCUGUCGUGUCAUGACCGAUCGAUGAAUUUCCACAAGGAAGCAAGUAAUUCAUGGAGACAGAACCCAUAAAUGCUUACUCGACUCUUAAAAAGCAUGAAAUAUGGGAUGGGUAGACCUGCCUCUUACAGCAGAUGAAGGCUGCAUGUCAGCAGUUGUCAUUGCUGUUGUACUGCGUCUCCUUUCUGCCAUAUCACACUGCAGUCACGGUUCUCAGUCCCACAGCAUGUAAAAAGGGGGCCGAGGUUUUGUGCCUCAAGGGGUCAAACCCUCGCUCUGUCAUCAACUAAUAUACAUACUGUAAUAUUGUAACUAUAAAUGUAAUGGAAUUUAUUUUUUCUAUGCUUUGUAGAAAUAUUGAGUGUAGAUAAAUAUGUAAAUGUCUAUAAAUAUGUGACUACAAUUGUGAAAGUGCUCAAGAUGGGAAAAAAAAAAUGUUUACAGCUAAAUCACUGAGGCAGGUAGAAGAAACGGAUAUGCAGAUGUUCAUAUGUGGUGUUUAAGUCUACGUCACCGUUGGAUUUGAAGACGGUGAUAUGGAUACUGGCUUUGGCAGUACAUACUGUAUUUAUGGUAAAUAAAAGCACCUACUAACUUUUA
Molecule: messenger RNA, 4827 nt
Organism: Sphaeramia orbicularis (orbiculate cardinalfish)
Lineage: Eukaryota; Metazoa; Chordata; Actinopteri; Kurtiformes; Apogonidae
Gene: pggt1b
Product: protein geranylgeranyltransferase type I, beta subunit
Exons: 9
Coding region: 77-1180 (367 amino acids)
Biological process (GO): protein geranylgeranylation
Cellular component (GO): CAAX-protein geranylgeranyltransferase complex
Molecular function (GO): CAAX-protein geranylgeranyltransferase activity
Source: RefSeq, a predicted model, not a curated record